Molecule: messenger RNA, 1440 nt
Organism: Galendromus occidentalis (western predatory mite)
Lineage: Eukaryota; Metazoa; Arthropoda; Arachnida; Mesostigmata; Phytoseiidae
Product: protein lifeguard 2-like
Exons: 5
Coding region: 1-1440 (479 amino acids)
Cellular component (GO): membrane
Source: RefSeq, a predicted model, not a curated record
AUGCCGGUUCCCCGGGCUCCCAAGUCGCAAGUGACCGAAAGUCUCGUCAAGGCGAAUCAUUCGUCAGGGACAUUGGAGAGCCCAGCGGGUACGGGGUUCGAUUCGCUAGAAAUCCGACGUCGCUUCGUGAGGAAAGUCUUCACGAUCCUCUCCAUUCAGCUCUCGGUGACGACUGCCUUCAUCGCCUACUUCAGUUUGAGCGAAGCAUCGAUGCGAUGGGUCAGACAGAACCCAACCGUCCUCCUGAUUUCUAGCGGCGUUUUCAUUAUCACGUAUUUCAUAGUCUACUGCAACGAAAAAGCUCAGCGGAACUUCCCGGGCAAUUUCAUACUCCUCAUCGUGUUCACGCUCGCGAUGUCUUUCACGGCUGGCGCGCUAGCGGCCUGGAAUGGAACCGACUCGAUACUGCUGGCGUUCGGACUCUGCGCUGUUUGCUGUAUCGCGGUGACUGUCUUCCCUUUCGACACGCAAUACGAGUUCACCUCAAACGCUAGCGUGUUUUACUUCCUGGCCAUCGGAAUCACCGUGUCCGCCUCCAUCCUUCUACUCAUGAGACCACCGACACCGCAAAAGAUCUACGGCGCAUUCUGGGCCUUGGCGUUUCUAGCGUACUUGAAGUAUGAUACGAAGCGAAUUGUGGAGGGCGAGAGCGUGAAAAUUUCUCCCGACGAGCUCACUCUCGCCGUUCUCAGACUCUACGUGGACGUGACCCUCGUGUUCCUCUUCGCCACUCAGAUGCUCGUUCUCAAUCGACAUGCACCAAUUGACUCCACAGGUGGAUUCUCGUCGCAGGAGAUUCGUCAGGGCUUCGUGCGCAAAGUGUUUUCGAUACUCGCAGUUCAACUUGCGGUAACGGCAGCCAUCGUCUUUUUCUUCUGCACUCCUUCAGUGCACGCGUUUCUUCAGCUCCACCCAGGCGUACUCGUCUUGACGAACAUUCUCUUCGUCUUCUCUUACUUCAGUCUGUUCUGUUGCGCGGGACUCCGACGCAAGUACCCAUGGAACUGGAUUUUCCUAGGUGUUUUCACCCUGAGUUUGUCGUGCUCGGCGGGCGCCAUGGCGAGCCUUUACAAACUCGACUCCGUGAUGUGGACCAUGGCAACCUGCGCCAUCGUUUGUCUCUCUGCGGCGAUUUUCGCUGCGAGGACGGAUUACGAUAUCACUUCGUGUGGGGGCGUGCUAUUCUUAGCGCUCUGGUCGUUAAUCAUCGUAUCUCUGCUCGCUCUGGUCACCGGUAGCGCGAUGGUUCAGAAACUCCACGUCGCCAUGGGGACCGUGAUAUUCGUGGCGUAUCUUGCAAUGGAUGUGCAGCAGAUACUUGGCGGCAGGAAGGUGGAGAUUGAGCCAGAAGAGUACAUAUACGCCGUCAUCAUUAUCUACAUGGACGUCAUCAACCUUUUCAUGUACCUGCUCCAAAUCAUGGGGGAACGAGAUCAUUAG